GAACCAUUACGACGUAUUCCGACAAGUUUCUCUUGCCAGGCAGGAUUCUCGACAGCCAGCCUCGAUCGAAGGGUUGUCGUACAAAGACCAUCACCACCGUCGGCCAAUGGAGGAGUUAUCACAUCAACGCGUCAUGAAACGCAACAUUAUUCGGUAUCUCCUUCCCGAGGACAUUCUCCAGCAGCUCAUCGAAUCACCACCUUCCCUGUCUGUAAUCCGGCAAACGGGAAUUUUGAUAGGAAGCCGUUCUCGUCGUCAGAUCUACCUCGCUAUCAACCUGCCGUCAAUCGUCCACCUCAUGUGCCAUAUAUGCCACGCGGCGGCCAGCAAAUGAGCCGUAACGUGCCAGGGUCAGCAUCUGUUGGGAAAUUACCGGCUCAUUCCGAUGCACAUAUGGAAGCGCUUCUGGAUUACUACAAAAAUCAGUCAAACCAGUCAUCGGCUCCGAAAACUGCCACUAUUGUCUAG
Messenger RNA from Cooperia oncophora, 468 nucleotides. The record is from the annotation of a GenBank genome assembly. NCBI's taxonomy places the organism in Eukaryota, Metazoa, Nematoda, Chromadorea, Rhabditida, Trichostrongylidae.